GUCAGAUUAGUCAACAAAACGUCACGGUUCAGGCGGGCUGCUUGAAAGUGUGGCAGCACCUCGGCAGGACAGUAAGACCGGAUAGUUUAAUGUUAUAGCUACAUAACUUUGGUCACAUUUCAAUCGCUGAAUGAAAAGACACCAGUUAGUUUAGACACUGACUGUCGACGAGUCGACCACCGGUAUUCCGCCUCGUUUUCCACCCGGCUAACGUUAGCUAGUUAGCCUCACUAGCUAACUUACUUUGGGGGAGACCGCUUGGCUGCAGCGAAUGCUACGUGAAUAAGUAACCUCUUUUUUUUUUUUUUUUUUUAAUCUUACGAGCUAUGGACAGACCAUCAAGGAAGACAAAGGUUGUGAAUUAUUGUGAUUCCCAAGACUUUGAUGACGACGAUGAGGACUUUGCCCGUGUGAAGGCGCCACCCAGCAAAAAAGCCAGGGAGGAUGUAAAACCACAGGAGCGCAAGAAACCAUCCAGCAAGUCCUCCAGCCAGGAGAGCAGCUCGGCCUCCACAGCGAGCCAGCAGAGCAGAAAACCGCUAGAGGAGAAGCUGUUACAGCGAGAUCUAGAAGCAGCCAUUACACUCUCCCUGCUCCAUGAAGCAGAUGGGAAGGAGAACCAGUCCCUCACCAGUAAUGACAUCAAAGGUGGACAUCCAGUAGAUGAAAACACAAAUCCAUCUUCACUGCACCUUUCCAACUGCAGUGUGAAUGUCACUCUUUUGGGUCUUGACAAGAUCACAGCAGAGCAGGAGUCAGGGGCCUCGUCCCGACAGAGGAAAGCUGCCUCCAAGGCCACCGAGCAGCAGAGAAGUAAGAUGAAGGACGAAGAUGAGGAUGAGGACUAUCAGCCCAAACUGACACCGGAUUCAGAAAGUGAUGAGGAUUACAGUGAACAAGAUGAGAGCGAGGACGAGGAAUUUACGGUGAAGAAAGCAAACAAAUCAACUAAGAAGGAAAAAGGAGCCAAGAAAGAGAAGAGCAGACAGCCUCCUGUCUCAAAGAAAGAAAAGCCUGCAAAGGCCAAAUCACAGCCAAAAGUGAGAAGUCCUCCUGCAGCCAAGCUGACAUCAGAGCCGAAAAGAGCAGCCGCCCCCACCACAGCUGCCACAUUUAAACCUGCAGCCUCUCUCAGCCCAGCAGGGGGCAGAAUACCCAAGUGGACUCCACCAGGUCAGAUCGGUAAAAGUCCCAGCUCGUCCCAGAGCGCAGCAGUAAGGUCUCCAGGUCAGGGUCUGCGCCUGGGACUGUCCCGCCUCGUUCGAGUCAAACCACUCCACCCCAGUGUUGCAAGUCACUGAGUGACUUGACUUGACCUCAGUGUGUGUGUGUGUGUGUGUGUGUGUGUGUGUGUGUGUGUGUGUGUGUGUGUGGUGGUCUCUUGUCCUCUGUUUUAAAAAACACAUGUAAAUAUUACAUUCAUUUUCUUAUUUUUACAAAUAUAAAGUGACUUCAAAAUAUGUUUUGGCAUGAUGCUUGAUGCAUGGCACUCAAAACUCUGGGAGCUCAUACACAAGGCGUCCAUUGAUGUAUUAUAUUUUCUCCAGGUGAAGCAAAAAGGUCGAAGAAUUGUCAUGAGGUGUGUUUUGUUCACUCGAGUGACUGAAAUCCUGGUUUAAUGCUGCUCUCAUGGUUUUUGCUACAGCAACUGUGUCAAAAAUUAUUUCAAAAUUUUUGCAUUUCUGUUAUCUUCCCCAAGCUCAACACAAACUGGUGAUCAUGGUACUCUUCUACCUGGUAUUUGAUUUAAAUUACACUAUUCAUCUGCCCUAAUUUUAUCAUCAAAUUGGCGUCCUUUUCCUGUAUUUGUGAGCAAACACUGUAUGCUGUGUACAUAUAUGUAUAAAAAUAAAGAAAAAAAAAGUUGAACCCAAAGUAGACACUACUUUGUUUCUAAUUUUUAAAUUCUUUUUCGCCCUAAUAAACUUGAUAUGAUGUCUUGAAACAUACUUCUUGUUUUGAAGCACUAAUUUGUAUUUCAGAUUAAAGGCUGUAAUGUUGCCAUGUACUGAGAGUCUGCAUAUUAAAGUAAUCUACCCCCAAAAAGCCAUUUCUGCUGUACAUGAAUCAGGUUUAGCUUAACUCAAUAAUUUACAGUACAAUUUUUAAAACUAUCUUCCAUGUCAAACAACUCCAAGGCUCAGAUAAACAGAUUUGGCCACGUCCCCACCAUAAGAUUUUUAUCCCAUAUACUUUUGUUUGUUAAGAGUUAGACCUGAAUUACAGAAGUGGUAAUAUUACAGAUAAGGGGGAGAGAGGCAGCUCUGACCCAAGAAGCCAUUCAUUUGCAUUCUCAUCAGAGUCAAGCAGAGAAAUUAAAAUAACGUGUGUCAUUUUGCUGGGAAUCCUUAGUAUGUUCAGGAUGAUUAGGAGCCAGGACGGCUGUAGGGGAAACCCAACUUGACUUCCCUCAGCUGAAAACCACUGUGAUUUUUUCAUUCUUGACUUGGUCUUUGUGACACUUUCCUUACCUCUGUGGUAUUUUUUAAUCUGUUAUAAUAAAUGUAGUAAUCCCACACUAUUUCUGUUAGGACUUCUAAUGUGCCUGGUGCUCAGCAGUGAAUGUAUAGUGAAUUUUGCACAACACAUGCACAACAAAGGAUCUCAGUGUACUUUGUGCCUCAUGGUAUUUUUCAUCACUGGCAUCACUGGAUGACAAAAACAUA
Myripristis murdjan (pinecone soldierfish) is the source of this 2666-nucleotide messenger RNA. It is a transcript of the gene rad51ap1, whose product is annotated as RAD51 associated protein 1. The record is from RefSeq and is a predicted model, not a curated record. Bases 327 to 1301 code for a protein of 324 amino acids. The transcript has 9 exons. Gene Ontology annotation, molecular function: double-stranded DNA binding; single-stranded DNA binding. Lineage: Eukaryota; Metazoa; Chordata; Actinopteri; Holocentriformes; Holocentridae. Gene Ontology annotation, biological process: interstrand cross-link repair; double-strand break repair via homologous recombination.